Molecule: messenger RNA, 983 nt
Organism: Musca domestica (house fly)
Lineage: Eukaryota; Metazoa; Arthropoda; Insecta; Diptera; Muscidae
Product: seminase-like
Exons: 1
Coding region: 176-955 (259 amino acids)
Biological process (GO): proteolysis
Molecular function (GO): serine-type endopeptidase activity
Source: RefSeq, a predicted model, not a curated record
UAUUAGGCCAACUGUUUUCGAACAAAAGAAAAUUUAAUAAAAACUCUGAACAUUAUGAAUACCAAACAAAUAAAUAGCUAUAUUUGCUGCUGGCAACCGGCAUUGAAAUCGAAAGUAACCUCCGAAAAUAUUUAUUGCAUAAAAUUUAUUUGAUAGAAAAUCUUCCAACCGAACAAUGUCUCUUCGCAGACGCACUUAUUUUGUGGCCCUGCUGUUUUCUGUUCACUUUCUUGGCUCAGCCACAAAAGUAGAGGCGGAACCGGUGGAAAAAUCAAAUCGAAUUGUUGGUGGCGUCAAAUCGUUCAUCCGAAAUGUUCCCUAUCUGAUGCAGGUGUGGUCCAAUGGCUAUUUCAUUUGUGGCGGUUCAUUGGUCUCCCCGAAAUUUGUGGUUUCUGCAGCUCAUUGUGCCGUCAAUACCAGACCCAGACAGCUGACAAUUGUUGGUGGUGCCAGCAAUCUCAAUGAACCUGGUGUAAUACGUAAAGUAAGGAAAAUAAUUCGUCCGAAAAAAUUUUCAUUGAACACCAUGAAUCGAGAUGUAGUAGUCUUUAAGCUGGCCAAACCCAUGAAGGGACCUAAAAUUAAACCAAUUCCCUUGAAUACGGAACCCAUAAGGGUUGGCAUGAAAAUGAAAGUGUCCGGUUGGGGUUUGAAAAGAGAAAAUGGUAAAAGUGUUGCCACGCAUGUUCGCCGUGUUGUUGUUCCGGUCAUUGCCAAGGCGACAUGUGAAGCUCAAUAUCAAGAUGUUCUACCGCUGAGCAAUACAAUGUUCUGUGCAUCACAACCGGGGAAAAAAGAUUCGUGUUCCGGUGACUCGGGUGGACCUGCUGUCUGUAAUGGUAAACUUUGUGGCAUUGUAUCGUUCGGUGUGGGCUGUGCAAGACCUAAUUAUCCUGGUGUUUAUACUGGAAUUCGUGCCGUGCGCAGUUUUAUUAGAAGAGCUAUGAAGCAAUAGAAAAGUAAAGUUAUAAAUAAAUUAUUUG